Thalassophryne amazonica is the source of this 4268-nucleotide messenger RNA. Its product is annotated as homeodomain-interacting protein kinase 1. The record is from RefSeq and is a predicted model, not a curated record. Lineage: Eukaryota; Metazoa; Chordata; Actinopteri; Batrachoidiformes; Batrachoididae. Gene Ontology annotation, cellular component: PML body; cytoplasm; nucleus. Gene Ontology annotation, molecular function: ATP binding; protein serine/threonine kinase activity; protein tyrosine kinase activity. Bases 323 to 3715 code for a protein of 1130 amino acids. Gene Ontology annotation, biological process: intrinsic apoptotic signaling pathway in response to DNA damage by p53 class mediator; peptidyl-serine phosphorylation; smoothened signaling pathway. The transcript is spliced from 18 exons.
GUUUUUUUUUCCCUGAUAAGCUUUGGUGAAAAAUACUAGUACUACCUCGAUAUUGACGGCUUUAUGCCGUUUUAAUGAACAGAUGGACAAUUAUUUAACUCCAAAGGACUUAAUUUUCCUGAAACGUUUGCGUUUUUCCCCCUGGAAACUCAGCGCUAUAAAGACUUUGGUGUGCUAACCAAUCUUCCAUCGACAGAAACAAUGCAGGCCUAGCUAGAAGCUAACAGAAGCUAAUCUGCUAGCCGUAGUCCAUCAGACUGCAGAGGAAUUUAAAUCCUGGAAGGAGCACUUUGUUCCACUCUGUAACAUCAGACAAGACGCUAUGAGUUCCCAGCUGCAGGUCUUCUCACCUCCCUCCAUCUCCUCCAGUGCAUUUUGCCGCGUAAAGAAGCUGAAGGUGGAGAAUAAUGUUUGGGAUGUGUCCAGCACUGAAGCCUACAGCUCCAUAGCUGGCCAGUCAGGAUACGCCUUUACCCCGGCCAUGGCUGUCCCACCCUUUGCACGAUCCCUAGUCUUCCCCACUACAGCUCCUGGCUCCAGAGGUCAAGUGGUGGUUCGGGCAGCUGAUAGCACUGGCAGUCUUACCCGUGGUUCAAGUCGACGUGUCACUGAGCAAGCACCAUCAUCCUCUUAUUGCCACGCUGAGACGUCUUCUGACACAAGGGGGCACAGGCAUGGGCAGAAAAGGAAGAUUGAAGAGGCCACUGAAGGCACCGGGAGCGGAUCUGGCAGUGUCCAAAUACUGGAGGAACUCUCAGCCCCUGCAGCUGUUUAUUCUACCCGUACAGGUGGUGGUGGUGGUGGAGGGGGCACAGGCCAGUCCAUACCCAACUCGGCACCAACCACCAAGAGCAGCAGCUCCAAUGGUGAAGGGGAUUAUCAACUGGUGCAGCAUGAAAUUCUGUGCUCAGUUUCCUGCAGUUAUGAAGUGCUGGAGUUCCUGGGAAGAGGUACCUUUGGACAAGUGGCCAAGUGUUGGAAGAGGGGCACUAAUGAGAUUGUGGCCAUCAAGAUCCUGAAAAACCAUCCUUCAUAUGCUCGUCAGGGCCAAAUUGAGGUGGGUAUCCUGAACCGACUUAGUGCAGAGAAUGCUGAUGAAUACAACUUUGUGCGUUCAUACGAAUGCUUCCAACACAAGGGUCACACCUGCUUGGUGUUUGAGAUGCUGGAACAGAACCUUUAUGACUUUCUCAAACACAGCAAAUUCAGCCCACUUCCACUACGGCACAUCAGACCCAUCCUUCAACAGGUAGCUACAGCUCUGAUGAAGCUAAAGAGUCUGGGUCUGAUUCAUGCAGAUCUGAAGCCGGAGAACAUCAUGCUGGUUGACCCUCUUAGGCAGCCCUAUAGAGUAAAGGUUAUUGACUUUGGCUCAGCCAGCCAUGUAUCCAAGGCUGUCUGCUCAACCUACCUACAGUCCCGCUACUACAGAGCACCAGAGAUCAUUUUGGGUCUGCCAUUCUUUGAGGCCAUUGACAUGUGGUCUUUAGGCUGUGUAAUUGCAGAACUGUUUCUGGGAUGGCCUCUCUACCCAGGGGCUUCUGAGUAUGACCAGAUUCGCUACAUUUCUCAGACUCAAGGCUUACCAGCAGAGUACUUACUGAGUGCCGGCACAAAGACCAGCCGCUUCUUCAAUCGUGGUCCUGACUCAAGCUACCCACUUUGGAGACUCAAGACCCCAUCAGAACAUGAAAUGGAGAUGGGCAUCAAGUCCAAAGAGGCCAGAAAGUACAUCUUCAACUGUCUUGAUGACAUGAUGCAGGUCAACCUGUCUUCUCAUUUGGAGGGGACAGACAUGUUGGCAGAGAAAGCUGAUAGACGAGAGUUUAUAGACCUCUUGAAGCGGAUGCUCAGGCUUGAUGCUGACAAGCGAAUCACUCCUACAAAAACUCUGGGUCACCCCUUUGUCACCAUGAGUCACCUUAUGGAUUAUCCUCACAGCUCCCAUGUAAAAUCGUGCUUCCAGAAUAUGGAGAUUUGCAAACGCCGGAAUGCCUACGACAGUAGCAAAGCUUUGUACUCCACCACUGCAGUCCCCAGUGCUGCAGCGGGCAACCUCACUGUCACCUUCAGUAGCCAACUCAACCAGCAUAACCAGGUGCCUUCAGCUGGAGGAGCGGUGCCUUUGCUCAACUAUCAGCCGGCUCUGUACCAGCAGGCUACUAUUAACAUUCCUGGGCUGGCUCAGCAGAGCGUCCCAAUUCCAACACGUCCUGCUGGUUUGUGUAGCCAGACAGAACCCUUCCAGCAAACCCUAAUUGUUUGUCCACCCUCCACUAUUCAAGGGCUCCAACCAUCCAAGAGCUCCAGUUUUCCCAUGAGGAUGGAGAACUCUGUACCCAUAGUGCCUCAGAACCAGUCUGCACAGUCACUGCAGAUCCAACCGAGUGUGCUUACACAGGGUUCCUGCACACCCCUGAUGGUGGCCACCCUACACCCUCCCUCAGCAGGCAUGGCCCCCCAGUAUUCUUUGCCUCUCGGGCUGGGCACUGCUGUGGGUCGGCCCACCCUCCUGGAGCACACAGCCACAGUGCUGCAGGCCUGGCCCACGGGCACCCAACAGAUCCUUAUACCAUCAUCGUGGCAGCAGGUGCCUGGCGUGGCCAUCCACAGCACUGCCACCCAGUCAAAUGUCACAGAGUCUGCACUGCAGUCACUUCAUUCAGAUGCUGCUAACCAACAGGGACACGGCUGGAGGAUCACAACCCAAACCAGGACUCAAGACAGGAAGAAGGUCAAAGCAAGACGUGGUGAGAACAGAAACAGGGGUGUGUCCACAACGUCUUUAAUCAACAGCAAUGUGUUGAGCCCUCCCACAUCCAGCGUCAUAUCCCAGCCAAUCAUCAUCUCUGACACGCCAAGCCCGGCAGUUAGCAUCAUCACAAUUCACAGUGACACAGACACAGAGGAUGAACGCAAGUUCCAUCCCGCCAGUGUUGGUUUGAGCCAGCGCACUAACGUUAUAAGCUGUGUGACGGUGCACGACUCAGACUCGUCUACAGCCAGUCCUCUGACUCCUCUACCCCACACACAUGUCCCAGCUAGCACCAUGUCCUCACGCCACGCCAAGUCUUUGGCGAUAGUCACACCUUCAGUCAAAAGCCAAGUGUCUGAAAGGGGUGCAGUGUCACACAGCCGCCCAGAGGCCGUAAACUACAUCAAGCCUAAGAGGUCAUCCCAUCGACAGCCGUGCGGUUCAGGGGAGAUCACAGAGCGUCACAGACUGGUUCCAAGCCAGUCACACCCACUAAACCUCAGCCAGGUUCAGCCGGUUGUCUCUUCAUCUCAUGAGCGUUUAGGGGCGUCACACAGUGACUCCUCCUUGCGUCGGCAGCAGACAUUCCCUCCAGCUGUUUCAACCUCACAUUAUAACUAUCAGGAAGUGUCUGCCAUUGCCCCAGCCCCUGGCCUGUACUCUUACCCGACCUCCACGUCCCUCUCCUCAACUUCUCAGUCCAUGGAGCAGCUGCUGGGCCGUGGCCACAGCACCCACGCCCACUCUCCUUCUGCCUAUGCAGCACAGUACAUCUCCUCCUCUCGGAGAGACUCAAGUAAUCGCAAAGAUUCAGUCAGCAGUUUGCUACAUGGCCUCCCAUCAGCCUACCAGCAUCAGUUUGCCACUGGUUCCCCCUACGUUAGUGUGACGCCUCGCGCUGAGGCAUACGGUGCCUAUCAGAUAAGUCCAAGGCGCCUAACACAGUACCCCUACUUAUGAGGAGUAAAACUUGGAGAAGGUGAGAUCUCAUUCUCCACAUACUACCACAGAUGACAGUGGAAUAAAUAUUGGUAGAUUGAAGGGGCUUCGAUCAUGUGACAAUUAAUUUUGACCUUCAUUUACAAGCUCUUUUGGACUGUAUUAAUGUUUUUUAAAAUGUUUUAUUUGAUGUUUUAUCCUUUUAUUUUCCUUUUUUAAAAAAGUUUGUCCCUUCUUGUUGUCUUCUUCAAAUAUACAACUAAGGCUUUGUAGUAACUGUGUUUUACUCGUUAAUCUUGAGGUUUUGUGUGAAGAGAGAUGGGUCUCCUGUCACAAGCUGCUUUCGGUGACGCACAGAGGACAAAGACUUAAUGUCAUUUGUGUUUCAUUCACACUAACGCAGUGAGUCCCUGUGUUUUAACUCAGAAAAUAACUGUAUCAUGAUCUGUUUCCUCACAUAAUGUCUUUUACUGUUUAAAUUAUGUUGUUAGUGUGACGUAGAAGGAGGGCGGCCAAGCCUUCAGCACCUUAAAGUGUCUGUGUUGAUAUCAAAAUAAAGGCUUGAAGGUGUGGA